Rotaria sp. Silwood1 is the source of this 369-nucleotide messenger RNA. The record is from the annotation of a GenBank genome assembly. Lineage: Eukaryota; Metazoa; Rotifera; Eurotatoria; Philodinida; Philodinidae.
AUGAGUGGAGAAUUGGAUUUUCGAGCAUUACUGCUCAAAAUACAAGAUCUUCUAUCCGACAAUGAUCGACAUCGUUUUCUUUUCCUUCUUGGCGAAGAUGUUCCCAGAUAUUUGCGCGAUGAUCCUUCACUUAGUGGAACACUUCGCGUACUGGAAUCUCUUUUUGAAAAGGCAAUAAUCAGCAAUCAAGAUUGUGAUUAUCUUAUUAAAGCAUUUAAGAAAAUACAUUGUAAUGAUGCUGCAAAACGACUUCAAGAAUAUCAGCUAGCAUUGGAACACUUUAGUCAACGAAGUUGUUCACUUCAAGAUAUUCUUUUAUUCGACAACGAUGAUGAGGAUAAGAUGCCCUCGGCUAGUUCGUAUCAAUAG